UUUGAUAUUUUAUAUAUUUUUAAUUUUUAUUUUUAAAUUAUUUGUUGAUGUGAUAAAUAAUAUCAAGUGAGUCACUAUUAUUAAAAAAUUAAUAUUUUAAUCUAACAAUUCUUUUAAAAAAUAUUUAUCUAUUUUUGAAAAUUUAACAACCGAAUUUAACUAAAAUUGACUUAUUAUGUCCAAAAGAGAAAUAAAUAACAAGGCGAGAAGGGCACAAAUACAGCUACGAACCCUUAAACAAGUAACAUUUGAAAAGCAGAAACGCCAACAAAGUAGACGGCAAAAGACAAUGAAAAGAAGCAGCAAAUCACUUGCCGACCUCUGCAACCUUGUUGUCUCCUCUAAACUUAUUUCUUCAACUAAUCCAUUAAACCCCAUCAAGCCUUUUCCAUUAAUUAGGCCUCUAUCUUCCUCCAACACUAAGCCUACUAUAAAAACAGCAAAACUACAACCUUCUUCACCAAAAUCCCAUAGAGACUCCCUCAUUCUUGAAAAGUUCCGACAAAGAAAGCUCAAAGGCAACUCCGUCUCCAAACCUACCUCUACUGUUGUUGAAAAGGAAAGAGAAAGGGAUGACGUUGAUUCUGAGAAUGACAAGAACAAAUGUGGUGCUACUAAAUUUGUUUCUAGUUUCCAAGAACUGGGGUUGGAAGCUGACAUAAUUGGGGCUUUGAGUGAGAUGGGAAUAUGGAUUCCUUCUGAAAUUCAGUGUGUUGGGAUCCCAGCUUUGUUGGAUGGGAAAAGCGUCGUCUUAAGCUCUGAAUCGGGAUCUGGAAGGACUUUGGCUUUCUUGUUACCUCUCAUACAGCUGCUUAGACGGGACGAGGCGUUGCUCAGCGUGAAGCCAAAGCAUCCUCGAGCUAUUGUUUUGUGCUCCUCGGAGGAACAAUGCGACAAGAUCAUCAUGCAGGAUUUUCAAACAGCAAGAUUCAUCAGCCAUCAUGCUAAGUUGAAUUCUACUUCAGAAUAUGGUUACAGCAAGUCAAGAAUCUCCGAGAAUUUGGCAAAUGACUCAAUAGGCAUGCUUGUUGCUACUCCAAGUGAAACUAUUCAGUACAUUGAGGAGGGAAGUGUUGUUCCAGAUGACAUCAAAUACUUGGUAUUGGAUGAAAUGGAUGCCAUGUUCGAUCAUGGCUUUGGCUCCGAAAUUCACAAGAUCCUCAACCAAUUAAAGAAUCAACAACUAUCAAAAGCCAAAGACCUUGGACUUCAAACUGUUUUAGUCACUUCAACAAUAACAAAGAUGUUGGGGAAACAGUUAUACCCUCUUAUGGAGCAUCUUGAACAAAAUAAUGCUGGAAAAGUGGCUGCGAUGUUGCUGGAGAUGGAUCGACAAGAGGUAUUUGACCUCACUGAGUCUUUGGAUGCUUUGAAGAUAAAAAUUGCUGAAACAAUGAAUUCGUUUCAUUCGUCUUGAUUGUCAAUCCUUGCCAUGCUUUGAGGGGACCGAGCCUUUUCUGUAUGCAUAGCUAUUGUAUCUUUAAUUGGUCUUCACGAGUUGUUUUGAAUCGUUACAUUUUGUACUUGAAAAUUUUGAUCCUUUUAUAGGGAAAAUAGUUGGCCAAUUUGAUGUGUAGCCAUAUUUUAGGUCUCUUUGUCGAGGUGGAGUGCAUAGGUAAAGCGUCUUGCAUAUUGUCCACGGUCCGCACCAACCUAAGAUAUAUUGUUUGUUUUGAUAUAUUGAGCCUCGUAGGUUAAACACUUGUGUCUGUUGUUGAACUUUUGUACAUAUCCAAUGUGGAAUUUGGGAUCCUUUUGGGAUAGUUCUAAUGAGUGUUCAUGGUCUGAUCUCAAA
Messenger RNA from Gossypium raimondii (Peruvian cotton), 1795 nucleotides. Its product is annotated as DEAD-box ATP-dependent RNA helicase 39. Gene Ontology annotation, molecular function: RNA helicase activity; RNA binding; ATP binding. Lineage: Eukaryota; Viridiplantae; Streptophyta; Magnoliopsida; Malvales; Malvaceae. The record is from RefSeq and is a predicted model, not a curated record. Bases 176 to 1417 code for a protein of 413 amino acids. The transcript is spliced from 5 exons.